Messenger RNA from Colossoma macropomum (tambaqui), 3148 nucleotides. RefSeq names its product apoptosis inducing factor mitochondrion associated 1 (gene aifm1). Gene Ontology annotation, molecular function: FAD binding; NAD(P)H oxidase H2O2-forming activity; protein dimerization activity. Gene Ontology annotation, biological process: mitochondrial respiratory chain complex assembly; apoptotic process. Lineage: Eukaryota; Metazoa; Chordata; Actinopteri; Characiformes; Serrasalmidae. The record is from RefSeq and is a predicted model, not a curated record. Gene Ontology annotation, cellular component: mitochondrion; cytoplasm.
GAGCGGAAAUCGGAAGGUCGUGCAGAAAGCGGAGUGACCCUACUAAGAAGAAGGAGGACUCAACAGGGCCGCGUGUUUCUGUCUGACCGAAACGGUGGCGGAGGAGUAGGUUCUGGUGCUGAACUGGUGUUGGUCUGAACCAGCAUGUUUACGUGUAAAGCAGUGUGGAAUAAGCUGGCUCCGCUGGCCCGGGCCUCCUCAACUCUGUGCCGGCAGGGCGGGAAGAGAGCAGCAGUGCUCAGACAUGAGAGGAGGCCACCACUUGUCCAGCAAGCCCAUAUGUCCUCAGGGCCAACAGGAGGAGGCGGAGAAAACACGAUUUACUUAGUUCUGGUUGGAGCUGCAUGUUUAGGAGGCGGAGUCUAUGUGUAUCGCACCAUAUCAGGAGAUAAGGCGAGGUACGAGGAGCGAAUCACGCAGAUCGCCAGCAGACCCAGCAAAACAGAGGCACAGCCAGAUGCUCCUGCAAAAACACAGCCAGAGACAGCAGCAGAAGCAGCGCCGGAAUCCACAAAAGAACCCAUUUCCGAAGCUGUCUUGGAACCUCCAGAAGCCGAACCUGUCCAAGAGGCUCCUGAUCUAGAUCCCGUCCCUGAAACUAUCACAGAAGCUUCUGCUCCAGAACCUGUCCCAGAACCCCCUGUUUCUGAGCCAUGCAUAACAGAACCUGUUGUGGAAGACGUAACGGCCGCACCUGAAACAGCUCUGGAAGGAGCUGCACCUGAAGUGGUCCCGGAAGCACACAUACCUGAAGCAGCUCCUGGAGCAAUGGUGCCUGAAGUGGUCCUGGAAUCGCCCGAGCCCGAAGUGGUCCCAGAAGCGCCUGAGCCCGAAAUGGUUUUGGAAGCGCCUGAGCCCGAAGUGGCCCCGGAAGCGCCUGAGCCCGAAGUGGCCCCGAAAGCGCCUGAGCCCGAAGUGGUCCCAGAAACCCCUGUAACGGAACCUCUUGUUGCAGAAGCUCCUGUAACUGAAGCACUUGUAGCUGAAGCAGUAUCUGCUGAACCUCCUCCUGCAGCCGUGGUAGAAAGCGUGCCUGAGACUCCACCUGUAACCGACAGUGCUUCUGAACCUGCCCCUGCUUCCACGGCUGCACCCGUAGAACCCACGCCUGCCGUCUCUGAGGUCCCUGCACACGCCCCAUACCUCCUGAUUGGUGGAGGCACAGCAUCUUUUGCAGCUGCUAGAUCCAUUCGUGCCCGUGACCCGGGUGCCAGGGUGUUGAUAGUGACCGAUGAAGCAGACCUGCCGUACAUGAGGCCUCCUCUCUCUAAAGAGCUUUGGUUCUCUGAUGAUCCCGCCGUCACAGAAACGCUGCGCUUCAAACAGUGGAAUGGCAAGGAGAGGAGUAUUUAUUUCCAGCCUUCCUCGUUCUAUGUGAGUCCCAUGGAGCUGGAGUCAGUGGAGAAUGGAGGCGUGGCUGUGCUGACCGGCAAGAAGGUGGUGCAUAUGGAUGUCAGGGGUAAUAAGGUUAAGCUGAGUGACGGUGCAGAGAUCUCCUACGACAAGUGCCUCAUCGCCACAGGUGGCAUCCCGAGGAAUCUUCAGGUCAUUGAGAGAGCCAGUGAGGACGUUACGAAGAGAACAACGCUGUUCAGAAAGAUUGAGGAUUUCAAGGCGCUGGAGAAAGUAUCACGCGAGCUGAAGUCCAUCACCAUCAUCGGGGGAGGCUUUCUGGGCAGUGAACUGGCCUGCGCCUUGGGCAGAAGAUCUGCUGAUCUGGGCCUGGAGGUGGUCCAGAUGUUUCCAGAGAAAGGGAACAUGGGAAAGGUUCUACCUGAAUACCUGAGCAACUGGACCACAGAGAAAGUCAAGAAAGAGGGCGUGGAGGUGCUGACGGAGGCUGUGGUGAAGAACGUCAGCUAUAAGGACGGAAAACUGGAGAUUAAGCUGAAGGACGGCCGAAUGGUGAAGACGGACCACAUCGUGGCAGCAGUGGGUUUGGAGCCCAGUGUUGAGCUGGCCAAAUCGGCCGGGCUGGAGAUCGACUCUGAUUUCGGGGGAUUUCGGGUCAACGCUGAGCUGCAGGCACGCUCCAACAUCUGGGUGGCAGGAGAUGCAGCUUGUUUCUAUGACAUCAAGCUGGGCCGGAGGAGGGUGGAGCAUCACGAUCAUGCAGUAGUCAGCGGCAGACUGGCCGGCGAAAACAUGACCGGGGCCAGCAAACCCUACUGGCACCAGUCCAUGUUCUGGAGUGAUCUUGGUCCUGAUGUGGGAUAUGAGGCUAUUGGAAUAGUUGACAGUAGUCUGCCAACUGUAGGAGUGUUCGCCAAAGCUACUGCCAAGGACACACCCAAAGCAGCGACCGAGCAAUCAGGUACGGGUAUCCGGUCGGAGAGUGAGACAGAGGCGGUUGCCGGGCCAAUUGCUGUGGGAACGGCGGUCCCUGCCCCUCCCCCACCGCCGAAGGAGGAUUACGGGAAGGGAGUGAUUUUCUACCUGAGGGAUAAAGUGGUGGUGGGCAUCGUGUUGUGGAACGUCUUCAACAGAAUGCCCAUCGCCAGGAAGAUCAUUAAAGAUGGAGAGGAGCACGCUGAUCUGAACGAGGUGGCUAAGCUGUUCAACAUCCAUGAAGACUAAAACUCAAACGCUGGCUGGUUCCAACCUGCCGUCCCUCCACAUUGGCCUUGAACUCUCUCAGAGCUGCUGUUCUGCUUCCAGGCCUGAUGGUGGCACUGCAGCCACAGUGUGGACUCGGUCAAUUCAGUACUGUUCACUGUCUGCUAAAGGGGAAAAACCUCUACCUGUCGUUUGUAUGGAAGCGUUCUAUACAUGUUUUCUACCGAGGUCAGUAAAUGUACAUUUAAAUGAGAACCGUGAAUGAUUAGAACUUCCCUAGAGCCACACCCACAACCCACACCCCUCUCUGUGUGUAGUAAUGAAGUGUUACAGCCUCAAUCAGGAGCUGCUUAAUCAGCCACCACAGGACUAUCUCACGGUUUACCUACAUUUCUGUGUCUGAAUGUGCUGUAUGAAAGCUUCCGUUGUUGUGCUCUGAGCUGUAAUAGCAGUUUGAUUGGGGCUUUAAAAGGAUAAAAGCUGCACAGAUUCCCUCCUCGUCCCUCUGGAGCCCAGAUUGUCCCUCUGUUUGCAAGAUUGAAAUAGCUGAGAAAAAAAAAAAGAUUGAAUAAAUAAAUUAUUUUUAAACAUG